UGACUCCAUUAAUGGCGGCUUAAUCCUUCGUUGAUCUCCUCUUUCUCUCUCUGCUUUUGCAGCUAUGGCGUCUACAGUAACUCGCAGAUUUACAACCAAACUUCUUAGAAAUCCUUCAUUCCUCAGAGAUUCCCAAAUAAACCCAAAACUCUCAACCCCCUUCAAUUCGUAUGUCAAAUCAACUCCUUUUAUCCAAAAUCAGCCACCAUUUCUUGGUAUGGUUCAAAAGGAAAUCAGUUAUUCUCAGUACAUGGAGAAUCUCAAAUUUCAAGCUCAUGGAUUAGCGUUUCCGAAUCACCAAAACCCUCUUAAGAUGAACCCCAGAUACUUUUCAUCUAGUAAUGAGGAUGGUGGAAACCCUAAAAGCCCUAGUGAGUAUCCGAGUGAAAACCCUGAAUUUAAGCACCAGGAGAUCACAGGACCAACUGUUGAGCGUGACCUUACGCCACUUGCAAAUGAGACCCGUGAAGUGCUUGAGAAAAUGCUUAAGACAAUGUAUAGUUUGAGCAAAGCAUUUGCUGUACUUGGGCUUGUACAUCUUGGUUUAGGAGCUUGGCUUACUUACAAGACUCAGUCUUCCCCAAUUCCUGAGAUCUCAAUACAAAGUUUCUUGGCUUUUGGGUUGCCAUUUUCCUUGGCAUUCAUGUUGAGGAGAGCGCUGAAACCGAUUUACUUCUUUAAGAAAAUGGAAGAACAAGCUAGGUUGCAGAUUUUGACUCUUACUCUACAGGCUGCUAAGCAAUUGAACUUGUUGUUUGUUCGUGCUCGAGGUGUUACUUACUCAUGUGUUGCUGUUACAUCCCUUGGAUUGAUCCUUGUUGUUUUCUCUAGAUUGAGUAAUUGAUUCUCUGCUACCAUUAAUACAUCAAUAUGAACAUGAAUAAGAGUUGCCAAUUUUGAAUGUUCCAAUCUUUUGAUUUGAAUCACGCGGUUUAAGUAGUUGCAACAAGUGUUUGAUGUUGAAUUUGUAAGCUAAAUACUGAUCAAGAUUAGAUUUUCUGGGGAAGUUUUAGCGAAUAAUGUCGAGUACAAUGAAAAUCUAUCAUACCUUUGUUUUUUCUA
Molecule: messenger RNA, 1062 nt
Organism: Solanum stenotomum
Lineage: Eukaryota; Viridiplantae; Streptophyta; Magnoliopsida; Solanales; Solanaceae
Exons: 1
Coding region: 65-844 (259 amino acids)
Source: RefSeq, a predicted model, not a curated record